Molecule: messenger RNA, 2830 nt
Organism: Diorhabda carinulata
Lineage: Eukaryota; Metazoa; Arthropoda; Insecta; Coleoptera; Chrysomelidae
Product: alpha-1,6-mannosyl-glycoprotein 2-beta-N-acetylglucosaminyltransferase-like
Exons: 7
Coding region: 97-1545 (482 amino acids)
Biological process (GO): oligosaccharide biosynthetic process; protein N-linked glycosylation
Cellular component (GO): Golgi stack; Golgi membrane
Molecular function (GO): alpha-1,6-mannosylglycoprotein 2-beta-N-acetylglucosaminyltransferase activity
Source: RefSeq, a predicted model, not a curated record
AGACAUCUUAUUCUAUGAUAUGUGCUGUUAUAACAAUAAUUUUAGUAUUUGUCGGCUUCACCGUUUGUCAAUAAGGAUAUUUACGAAUCCAAAUUUAUGUUUAAAGUAAUGGGGUUUCAGAUAUGCAGUCUAUUAGGAAAUUGUAUAAGUCAAUUAUGGUCUGGUAGAAAUAAAAGAUUGUGGAGCGGGGGCGGCGUGCUAUUAUUUUUCUUGAUGUUAACAAGCAUCCAACUGAAUUUUAUAUGGUCUACAUAUCAUCAACAACUCCCAAAAUCAAGCCCAAAUAUUACUUUUUCUGCCUUCGGUAUGGAAUUAUCAGUACAAACCACCAAAUCGAUUCAUACUAACAAGACGUCCGACAUUUUCUAUAGUAUUAACCAAAAGAUAGCACAGUACAACAGAGAACAAAUAAUCCACAAUCAACAAAAUUUUGAAGCCCUACGAACAGAUUCUGUUAUUUUAGUGAUACAAGUACAUAACAGGAUUUCUUACUUGCGUUAUUUAAUUGGUAGUUUGGCUAAAUCUUCGAAUAUUUCUCAAGCUCUCCUGAUAUUUUCUCAUGAUUACUACGAAGAAGAAAUAAAUGACUUGAUCAAGAGCAUUAAUUUUUGUAAAGUUAUGCAAAUAUUUUAUCCUUACUCUAUACAAACUCAUCCCAACGAAUUUCCAGGAAGUGAUCCCAAUGAUUGCCCCAGAGACAUAAGUUCAGAGGUACACGAAACAACUUGUGAUUUUCAAGAAUCUGACAAUAUGACGUUGAACGUGGCCAAUAAAAACAUGGUGCUCCACUAUGAGUGUUGUUGUAGAGCCUUUGUCUUGAACUGUAACAACGCUUUGAAUCCCGAUAUAUACGGCCAUUAUCGUGAAGCUAAGUUCACUCAAACUAAACACCAUUGGUGGUGGAAAGCUAAUAGGGUUUUCAAUGAACUCGAAGUGACUAAAAAUCAUGAAGGACUUGUUGUUUUUCUUGAGGAAGAUCAUUAUGUUGCCGAAGACUUCAUUCAUGUAUUAAAAUUAAUGGAGAGGAGCAGAAAAGCAAAUUGUGCAAACUGUAACAUACUCUCCUUGGGAACGUAUUCCAGGAUAGUCAAUUAUAAAAAAGACUCAGAUAAGGUUGAAACGUUGCCAUGGAUAAGUAGUAAACACAACAUGGGCUUAGUUCUCAACAAAUCAACGUGGAUGAAUAUUGUGAAAUGUACUGACUAUUUCUGUACUUAUGAUGAUUAUAAUUGGGACUGGUCAUUACAAUAUAUAUCUAAAACAUGCUUGAAAGAGAAACUUUAUGUUAUGGUACCUUCCGCUCCCAGGAUAUUUCACACUGGGGAAUGCGGUCUUCAUCACUCUAAUAACAAUUGUGAGCCCACUAAGGUGUUAUCAAGGAUACAACGCAUUUUAGACUUUGCCAAAAGUUAUAUGUAUCCUAAUAACUUGACAAUAAAACAGAGAAUUGGGAAGAAUAUACCAAUAAGAGCGAAUGGAGGAUGGGGCGAUAAAAGGGAUCACAAAUUAUGUAUAAUGAUGACGAGGCAACAGGAAAAUCAAUAGUUUUGGUUGCGGGUAAUACAUGGCAUUACGGACCUUAUCAUACAAGCGGAUUGCGAGCGUCUUCAAAGCGGAACGGGCACGCAACGAUCACAACGUACACGCGUAGCGCAACGCAACGAGGUCGCUGCGGAUAGCAGCUUCGACAUAAUCUUGUACUGUCGCGAAAAAACACCAACUCGUACGCUCCACAUUACUUCAGUCAGACAUGAAUAUGAGAGGACGUAGGUGUUCACUUGUAUCAUCAUGGCAUCAUUAGGGGAUUCGGAUAUUGAAUGAGUGAAAUUCAAAAUAGUUACAUAAUAUGAGACCAUAAAAGCAGAGAAUUUAGUGAUCGUAAUUUUAAACGAGGGCAUGGGAAGAGAUUUGCAUUUUGUUCAUUGAAGGCUAUAGAGAAAAAACAAUCAAGGAGAAAAAUUUAUCUUAAGAAAGAUUCAAACCAAUUCAUUCAGACUAUAAAAUCAUUGCCAAAAUUUGAAAUAUAAGCAUAUGUCUAACAGCUAUGCUCCAAACUAUCCAUAUUAGAGAUAUUUUACAAGUCCAGAGCCACCACGGAAUAAUUCAUUGCAGCCAAUUAAUUCUUCAUUAAGUGUUUAUGAGGAGAACAGUAGAUAUGAUUUAUAAUGAUUUUUGAAUAGUAAUUUCCUAAAUUACCAACUCAUAUUAUGAAAUAAUUUAACCGCUAGUGUGAACCCACCAUUAUUUUGAUAAUUAUUGGGUUAUAAAACUUUGACGUUUAUUAUUAUUUAACUAAUUCAUUUUUGUACUAACAUAACAAACAUAGAAUUGAAACAUGGUUUGCGCUUACGCGAAAAAACAAUCCCUGGGCAAACAGCGUCCAGAAAAUAUUAUGAAGUGUGAACGUAAUAUAUUUCAGAUUAUUUGUGAUCGAUCAAGUGAAACACAUUUAUUUCUUCCGAUAUAUCGUAUAACCGAAAAUUAGCAAAAAUAUUCAAUUCAAUUAAGUUAGGAAAUAUAUAUAAACACUCGACGAUUAUCUGCAGCCAACAGUUCGGUUUUCGCACACAAUUUAAACUUGAAAAUGUAACCUUGAAUUCAGCAAUGAAGAAAACACUACAUAAAAGUGGCAAAGGACAGUAGGUGAUGAAAAUAUUACGAUAGAAGAUGUAAUUUGUAACACAUUUGCUAGCUGUUAGCUGAUAAAGACUUAAUUUAUAGGAAAAAAUCGUUGUCAUUCUGUAGUACUAACAUCUAUUCUAAAAUAAUAUAUGACAUUAAUAAUAUAUUAUAAUAUCAUUAACCUAGAAUAAAUAAUUUAAUAGCAGCC